ACAGUCUACGAUGGCGAGGUACACGCUGCCUCUCCUGUUCCUCAACCUCAGCGGCGAGAUGGUUUAUAUCCUGGACCAGAGACUGAGGGCUCAGCAGGUGCCGGCUGACAAAGCUAAUAAAGUAUUAAAUGACAUCAUUGGCAUAAUGCUGAAUCAAAGAUUUCUAGAAGAACUAUUCAAGCCACAAGAAGUAUACAAUAAAGAUGCUUUGCGAAGUGUGUUUGAUGACUUGGCUCAUGCAUCUAUCAUGCGACUCAAUGAAGAAAGCAUGAAUAAAUUGUAUGAUCUAAUGCGCAUGGUAUUCAAAUACCAAGUGUUUGCUGCCACUCAACCUAAGGACUUGCUACUUGUGACUCUGAACCAUCUAGACGCCAUCCGUAACCUGGUCACUAGUAAUGCCCUUCAGAAACAAGUUGAUUCUGCUUACUUCCUGUUAGUAAAGACCUACGGACAAAUGGGUUCUGGAGAAUUGCAGAGACUUCGCUAUCACAUCCUCAACUUUUUCCAAGAUAUGAGAAUACGUGUGUCAAUAUUUUUGCGCCAAAAGUUGCAGAACAACUGUGGAUCAUUUGUUAUCUCGUCAAACUGCAACAUUCCACACGGAAAUGAAGUCCCAGGAAGUAUACGUAUAUAUGGUUCUGACGGUUGUAUCCUAGACCUGCUCAAUUUCGUCUCCGGAGGAGAAUUCACACAGACAACUGACGUAGGAUCAAUGGAGUUGAGAGGCACUCGUCACACUCUGCUUGGCACAAACAUUUACUCAACAACAGCACGGGUGGAGAAUGACGGGUGGGAUAGAACAGCGGUUAGUGACACAGAGGAGAGAUACAAGUAUCGACAAGAGCUUAACCUUCUCGUCAAACAGCUGCUGGGCUCUGAGACCCUUUCCUCACAAGACGUCAUCAAGCUAGACUUGUUCUACGACCAAGAUGGCACCCCUAGAGACCAACAAACAUUGAAUGCUCAGGCUAUUUCUCCGACUGAAACUGAACCUGAUCAUCACGAGUCCCUACACAAAGUUUUGACGGAAAUGACAAUCAGCACUGCAAGAGAUGACCAGCUUUCUGCAAACAUUAAUGUUGUUGAUUUACUAGAUAAGUUUUUAUAGUAAUAAAAAACAUUAUAGGAUUAAAUAUGAAAAGAAAACAUAAUACAAUUAUAUUAUAAAACCAACAUUUAACUUUUUUAAUAGGGAAAAUGCUAAUAGUCCUCAGAGUGGGAGUCUCACCCAUCACCAUUCCAGUCAAACACAAUAAAACACAAAAAAAUCACAUGGUAACACAAUGAAAGCACUGUGCGGAUGUUAUUUUGGCAUCACUGACAACCAUCAUAAACAAGUCUCUACAAACAGGGAUAAAAAAAAGGUACCAAAGUUAAAAAAGGGGAAUAAAAUUGAAGAG
This is a messenger RNA of Homalodisca vitripennis (glassy-winged sharpshooter), 1400 nucleotides long. RefSeq names its product protein OSCP1 (gene OSCP1). NCBI's taxonomy places the organism in Eukaryota, Metazoa, Arthropoda, Insecta, Hemiptera, Cicadellidae. Gene Ontology annotation, biological process: transport. The transcript is spliced from 6 exons. The coding region runs from base 11 to 1108 and encodes 365 amino acids. Gene Ontology annotation, cellular component: plasma membrane; cytoplasm. The record is from RefSeq and is a predicted model, not a curated record.